Molecule: messenger RNA, 443 nt
Organism: Saprolegnia parasitica CBS 223.65
Lineage: Eukaryota; Oomycota; Saprolegniomycetes; Saprolegniales; Saprolegniaceae
Exons: 1
Coding region: 31-378 (115 amino acids)
Source: RefSeq, a predicted model, not a curated record
ACGGCGUGGUCCGAAAGCGCAGAACAAACGAUGGGCCGCUGGCUCCUCUGCGGCACGCUCACGUCGCUCUUUGGCGCCGUCUUUCUCAGUCUCCUCGGGUACAUCCUCUCCUUCCAGCCCGACUAUGUGCCCGGCCUCAAGCGUUCCAUCGCCCCAGCCGCCCACGCGGCCAACUGCUGGGUCGGUGCGAUGGCGUAUCUCACGUCGCUCGUCGUCUGCAUCGGGCUCUCGUGCUGGGAGCGGCGCCGGCAAGUGCUCGACAAUGACGCCAAACUCAAUCCCGUGUACGAGCUCAAAACCCUCCAGCGAUCGCUGGAUUCUUGGGAGGACCUUGGGACGCCGCCUCGCCUCGUAGACGACGACGAACAUAUCAUGUAGUUACUCCACUCGGUAAGGAAAGCACUCCAGUACACCCACCCGGAACACUCAAAUAUAUAUCCGUG